AUGGGUCCCGUUUGGCUUCUCCUGCUCCCAUCCCUCCUCAGAGCGCAGGUGACUCCAGACUUCACCUCAGGGGUCACGGUGGCGGCGGACAACAGCUCAGACUCUUUAACAAACAGCACAGAUGUCUCCACCAGCUCCUCCAGCUCCUUCAGCUCCUCCAGCUCCUUCAGACCCUCAGAGCCUCCUCAGUCUGCAGAGACAGAAGCUCCCACGCCGGAGGAGGACGACUGGUCACCAGCAGAGACCUUCCUGUACACCGGAGACCGCUCCUCUCUGGAGCUGACUCGCUGCUCACGGGCGUACAGCCCGCCGGCGCAGACCGGCUCCCUGCCCCUCAGCUUCAGUGCCCCCCUCCGCCCCGCUCGGGAUGCGCUGGCCAACACCGCCAACUUCCUCAACAUGAUCUUCCAGGCGAGCGACCUGCGGGAGAGCACCGUGCAGGAGGACAUGGAGUGGUACCACGCUCUGGUUCGCGCCCUCCUGGAGGCCGACCUGCUCAUCCGCCGGGCCCUGCUCACCUUUGACGCCGACCCGACGUCCCCGGUGCCGCAGCUGGUGCUCUGUGCCUCCCGAAACCCGACCCCCAAGGUGCAGACCAUCAUCCUCCAGGACUUAUCCAAGGCGUGGGGGAGCCUGCACCCGCCCGCCCCAGCCCCCGACGACAGCUGGUUCAGGAGCUUUAAAUUCCCAGAAUCCAACCAGCCGAUGGCGACCCUGUCCAAGCGGGUGCUCCUCAACGACCUCAGCACCUUGGAUACGCCCAAGUGGAGGCGGGGCGACAGCUACGUGACCAAUCACAGCGGCGUCCGCUGGGCCAGCGCCCCCUUUCUCGACUGCAAGGACGGACGCUUCGUCCCAGACUGGAUGCUCACCCUGUCCACGUCCUUCUACGGCCUCAAGCCUGACCUGACGCCAGAGUUCAGAGGUGUGAUCCGCGUCGACGUCAACAUUCAGGACAUGGACUUGGACCAGUGUGCAACAGGAGACAGCUGGUUUGCAGAUACUCACCAGUGCAACCGCACCACCAUGGAGUGCGUACCAACGCCAGGCCGGGGCUUUCGGCUGGGUCAGUACUGCUGCCGCUGUAAAGACGGUUACUACAACCCGGAGUUAGCACCACAAGACCCAGGUGUCGAUGCAGAUGGCGGUCCUGUGAACGCGACUGACGGCGGCGAAGGCGGCGGUGCGUGUUACCCGAACAUGCCCAUCUGUCUGCCGUGCUGGCCGGGCUGCAAGAGCUGCCAGGACGGCACCCCCUGCUGGGUGCAGGAGGCCUGGCUGCUCAGGGGCGGCGUGCUGGCCGUGCAGGGCGUCUUCAUGCUCCUCAUCUUCGUCAGCAUGCUGGUGGCCUACAGGCAUCGCAGAAACCGGAGGAUUCGGGCGUCGGGCCUCCUGCUGCUGGAGACGAUCCUGUUCGGCUCUCUGCUCCUCUACUUCCCGGUGUUCAUCAUGUACUUUAAGCCGAGUACGUUCAGGUGUAUUCUGCUCCGCUGGGUCCGAAUGCUCGGCUUCUCCAUCGUCUACGGGACGGUCACUCUGAAAAUGUACAGGGUCCUGAAGGUGUUCCUCUCACGCACGGCCCAGAGAGUGCCCUACAUGUCAAGCCUCCACCUGCUGAGGAUUUUGGGAGUGAUGCUGAUGACGGUCAGCUGGUUCCUGUGUGCGUGGACGGUUGGCAUCCUGCAGAACCGCGACAGGAACAUCCCGGUGUUCAUCACGACCAACACGUCAGACGGUCAGGGGUUCAACCUGUGUUACCUGGACCGCUGGGACUACAUGAUGGCUGUGGCUGAGCUCCUGUUCCUGUGCUGGGGCAGCUCCCUGUGGACCGCCGUCAGACCCGUCCCCUCAGCCUUCCACGAGCCUCGUUACAUGGGCAUCGCCAUCCACAACGAGCUGCUUCUCUCCUCCAUGUUUCACCUGUUCAGGUUCACCUUUCCCUCUCUCCAUCCUGAUUGGAUGUUGCUGCUGUCCUUCACGCACACCCAUGUGACCAUCACUGUGACACUCGCCCUGCUCUUCAUUCCAAAGUUUCUUUAUGUGUCUAAGCCGGGGAGAGAGGAGAUUGCAGCAGAGGUGUAUGAAGAUGAAGUGGACCUGCGGCGCUCCGGCUCGUACCUCAACAGCAGUUUCCACUCUGCUUGGAGCGAGCACAGUGGAGUGGACCCGGAUGACUUUCGGGAUGAAUUGAAGAAGUUAUAUGCCCAGUUAGAAGUCCACAAGACCAAGAAGAUGACUGCAAACAACCCUCAUCUGUCAAAGAAGCGAAGUUCACGAUGUGCACUGGGGAGAUCCAUUAUUAAACGCAUUGCUGAGAUCCCAGAAAGCAUGAGCCGGCAGUGCAGCCGCGAGGAAAAAGACGGAUCCUUCCACAGCAGAAUCAGCGUGAAUCAGUCUGACUCUUUCAGGAGGGCCCCUGAUACAGCCAGCAUCAGUUACAGGAGUUCAAUGAAGUCAAUAUCACCAUCACCAUCACCAUCCAUGCGCAAGUCCCAAAGUGAUCAUCACUAUGUCAGGGAAAGAGACCCUUCCUUGCGUGACUCCAUGUUAAAGGCAAACGCUGUGAAGAGAUCUUCCCGGCGAUCUGAGACAGACUCCUUGGAUAUUCCACCGGGGGUCUGCAAGUCAGCCAGCGCCCAGAAUCUGACAAUUGACACCAAUCUCCUGCAUCCAGAUCACAACAGGCUUCAUAAGUCCCUGAGUUUAACCUCCACAACUGCCCAUUCAGUGGAGAACAUUGCUAAGGUGAACAGAGCGAGCACGGUGCUGACGAGAUCGAGGCAAAGCAUUUCUAUUAGUGACCAGACCAGGAGUGCUCUACAGUCAGAGUCAUAUGACAAGGCUGAAGUCUGUCCUUGGGAGGUGGAGCAAGAACAAUCAGCGGACAAGAGUCAGAAACAUGUCACCUACGCAAACUCUGAGGAGUCAGGGGAAAAAGGGCCACCAUCUCCAGAGGUGCUUAUCUGCCCCUGGGAUCAUAUACCACCUGUGGAAAAGAAUCCUUCAGAGGAUAAGGGACUCAGUGAAACUGAGUCCCCCAAACCACAGCCCCCUGUGUCUGCAAGUGCACCAGGCACUCCAAGACCAAAGUUCACAAAAGACCAACGUGUAUUCUCCUUUCGCACUGCCACCAGUAAGUGGCUCUCUGUGAAAUCAGUCGUGGGAACCAUGGAGGCAGCAAACAAGUCCAGUAAGGAGGGAAAUCUAAAUAAAGAGGAUGCUGUCUCACAAAAAAGUCAGGAGAGUGCUUCCACGACCCCAAGAUCAGGAACAUCUAGUCGACGUCAGAGCAUAGAAAAGAGGUCCCUGCAGAAAAGAAGCAAGACAACAGUAGAAAAACCAUGCCUCGUGAAGCAGAACGCCAUCAGACUGUCCUCUGGGGAUUCUUCCGAAAGAAGCCCAAGGAGGCUCGUGAUUGUAAAAUCUGCCGUCUACCCUUGGGACAUGGAUGAUAUGCAAAAAGAUGGCACUUACGAAAAUGUGUUUUUAUCAAGGCAGAACAGCAAACGCAGUAGUAUCAGUUCUUGGGAAACCGCCAGCAGCUGUAGAACUCCUUCAACUCACAGAAGAGGUAGCAAUCGAGUUAAACCAGUCCAUAAUACUUCCUACACAGAUGUGUGUCCAUGGGAUGGAGCUGGUACUUCUCAAGAAGGAGAGGCACUAAAGAAGCAGCAGAGCAUUAAAGCAGAUGUCUGUCCUUGGGAGACGCAGGUAUCUGAACCAUCUAAUGUAUGUCCCUGGGAAUCUCAAGAGCAAGCGAAUAUGAGAAGACAAGGAAGUGGUCGUAGUGAAGCGUGUCCUUGGGAAACACAGGAUAUUCCUGUUAUAUAUUAUACUAACACAUCCACAGAUUCACCGGCACGGCAGACUUUGAAGCAUUCAUCAGAUGUAUGUCCCUGGGAGACUGCCGAGAGUCCCCAGUCAUCAACAAAGCAAGGUAAUGAAUAUGCUAAUGUUUGUCCUUGGGAUGUUCAGAGCAAGGCUGAAGUUGUAUAUGAAAACCUAAAUCCUUUAGAAACCAAGGGUGGGCUGUCAGUACCCAUUCGACAAGAAGUUUUUAAACAUGCCGUCUAUCCGGGUGCAUCAAAAGAAAGUUUAAGUAAUGAGCAGCAACACCAUGUAAAAUCACCCACCCUGAAUUUGGGUAGUCAAGUGACCAGAGCAGCAGAAAGUUGUCCAUGGGAUUUCCCUGAUCCCCCUAAAAACCUGGGAGACAUUUGUCCAUGGGAUGAGGGGAACACUGAGUCAACAAAUACAGGUUCAACUACACAAAUGACCACCAACAUAGAUAUUUGUCCCUGGGAGACUGGACAUCAAGACAAACAAGAAGACUCACAAAAAGGUGUCUCGCCGUUGAAAGCUGCUUCCGUGCAGACUGAUGUGAAUGCCGGCAGUAGAGAAAACAUAUGUCCCUGGGAAACUGACCCCACUGAAAAAACUGCAGUUACCAAGAUGGUGUCACAUGGACUGGAAAGGCCGGCAGACGUUUGUCCGUGGGAAAGUGCCGAACCAGAAUCAGGAAAGUCACACACCCUUAAAAAAUCAGAGAAUCAGGCAAAGCAAGAUGCAACCCGUGCAAAUAUUUAUGUUUGUCCAUGGGAAACUGAUGCCCCAAAAGUUCUGGCAAAGCAAGACAGCACUCGGGCAGAUGUUUGUCCCUGGGAAACAGAUGAUCCAAAAGUUCUGACAAAGCAAGACAGUACUCGGGCAGAUGUUUGUCCCUGGGAAACAGAUGAUCCAAAAGUUCUGACAAAGCAAGACAGUACUCGGGCAGACGUUUGUCCGUGGGAGACAGACGAGCAAAAAGCUCUCAAAAAACAAGAUAGUGCAAGAGCAGAUGUCUGUCCAUGGGAGACGAAUGAGCCAAAAGUUCUCAAAAAGCAAGACAGUGCACGAGCAGAUGUCUGUCCAUGGGAGACGGAUGAGCCAAAAGUUCUCAAAAAGCAAGAUAGUGCACGGACAGAUGUCUGUCCAUGGGAGACGGAUGAGCCAAAGGUUCUCACCAAGCAAGAUAGCGCACGGGCAGAUGUUUGUCCAUGGGACACAAGCGAACCAGAAGUUGCCAAAAAGCAAGACAGCACUGGAGCAGAAGUUUGUCCCUGGGAAUCUAAGGAUCCGCACACCUCACCUGAAAGCAGAGCUGAUAUUCCCAACAGUAACCAGGAUGAACUGACAGGAAACCAGGGACAGUUCAGCGUAGAGGAGACUCCAGCGGACAUGAGCGCAGAGCAGAUAGACGACUCUAAAGAAAACUUACCCCUGGGCCGGCGGGAUGCUCUGUGUCCCUGGGAGAUGUCAAGGAGCAGAUCUGGGUCCUUCACGGACAAUGCCUCGGAUGUCUUUACAUGGGAGCCUGAGAAUAUUCCUGAGGAGGAUGAAGAGGACGAUGCAGAAUGUGCUGCUGAGGCUCUUUUAUUCCCGCCUGACUUGUGAUUAUUUGCUUUCACUUUUGACACCUACAGCUGAGUCAAGGGCAAUGUGAGCUCAGAAAACUAUUUGGAUGGGACCGUGUUGAUGGUGACAGGGAACUUUGAGGUUUUUAACUUCCCUAUAUCCACAGGGAGGUGGAGUACGGGGUCAGCUCGCAAACAGCUCCCUCGCAGCCGUCUGUGCAGCCUUUGUGUUGGACAGUCUUCAGACUUCAGGUUGGACUGUCAAUUUGGGCCAUGCCACUGUCCAACUAAGAAGCCUGUAGUAGAGACUUGAUGAGCUGGACACGAAAGGUUGUGCAUACCUGACUGAAUAUUAUUUUCUUUUAGCUGACGCACAGAUCUCUUUAUGUCCCUCAUGAAACCAGAAAAGAACUACAGACAGACGUUUCUUAGCUGAUGGAAGGGCAUCUAAGGCGUUUAAAUGAAGUCCUUUUCCUCCUGCUUUUACCCCCCAAAUGUUUUUUUUGGUGUCUUUAUAUGUUUUUAGGUGACAAUACACUUAUUUGCCAUAUACACAUAGAGUAUGUUGAACCCACGGCUGGGGAGGAUAUCUUCUAAAGCCUGAACUUAACAAGUCUGGAGUACUCGCCAUCACAAAUAUAGCACAACAGAUGCAACUCAGAGCUUAACCAGCACCCACUGGAUAAAUUAAUUUCGCUCUUUUGUGGAAAUUUUAUUUUCAAAAUACAAAUAAGUGUAAAGCAGUGCCGCCAGGACUACAAUGGAUGUCAAAUUACAUUUUUAUCAAGUAUCUUUGAUUGACAAAACUAUGCAUUCCUGAUUGCUUGAUGUUGAUUUAAUGACUAAACGCCAAUGAUUAAUAUUACUCUCUUAUGUAUGAUUUAGUGAUAAUUAAGGGAGAAAUGACAUUCCACCUUUUAAAGAAACAAUGCCAAAAAUUUCAUAAAUCACCAUAAACUUGAGACAUACACCCUAAAAACUUUACCUGUCACAGUGGAGUGAAAAAAUGCAUAAUUGUUUUAUGUCUCAGCAUUAAGAAAGUAAGGUCAAUACAUUUUAUGCACUAGACACUAGUUUCUCUACGAUGGGAUGAUGAGAAUAAGAUGGAAAAACUGAAAAAUACAUUUUUUUUUUAAUUUGGUAAAUUCAAAGAGCAUCUAAUUGUAUAGGAUUUUUGUGUUGCAUCUAACUUUACCUGCUUCCAACUCUGAAAUGUACCAAAUGUUGCAUGUAAUGGGAAUUAUGGUGGUGAAGCUAAUACAAACGGCUUCCCCCAGUUUGUUGAUUGUUUGCUAUUUAAAUUUUUUGCCAAUACAAAAGUCAUUAUCAGGUUUCUUUAUGCAGAUGAUAUUAGUCUUUAUAGUUUUUGCUGGAAAAAAAGUUACAUCUUUGACACAAGAGCAAACUUCCCAAAUAUUCUUCUAGUUUUUUUUAUUCUGUGUGACUAUUUAACAUUUUUAUUAACUAACAAUUUCUUGAGAUGGCCCUACAUUACAAUGUCUGACGUAAGUAUUUAAAAGGUUCAGUGUGUAAGAGUUAGGGGGAUGUAUUGGCAGAAAUGGAAUAUAAUAUAAUAAAUAUAUUUUAUUCAAUGUAUAAUCACCUGAAAAUAAGAAUUAUGCUUUACUUUUGCUAUUACUUUAGAACGAGCUCAUUAUAUUUACGUACGGAGCAGGUCCUCGCCUACUGAGAUCGCCAUGUUUCAUCACCACAUUUUUACAGUAGCCCAGAAUGGACAAACCUAACACUGGCUAUAGAUAGGGACAUUCACAUUUUUGCGUUGACCGCGUUAGCAGCCCCGCCGUGAUAAGCACCAUCACAAAAAAAUAUAUAUAUUUUUAACGUAACCCUACGAAACCUAGUGCGACAUCACUUAGUAAUACAUUUUU
Molecule: messenger RNA, 7282 nt
Organism: Plectropomus leopardus (leopard coralgrouper)
Lineage: Eukaryota; Metazoa; Chordata; Actinopteri; Perciformes; Serranidae
Source: RefSeq, a predicted model, not a curated record